Molecule: messenger RNA, 752 nt
Organism: Aspergillus glaucus CBS 516.65
Lineage: Eukaryota; Fungi; Ascomycota; Eurotiomycetes; Eurotiales; Aspergillaceae
Exons: 3
Coding region: 169-627 (152 amino acids)
Source: RefSeq, a predicted model, not a curated record
GUACAAGACACGGAUUCAGAUUUUUCUCGGUUUUUGUAUAAUUCUGUUCGGAGUAUACUGCAUUCUCACACUCUCUGCUCGACUGGGGACAUUCCCAUAGAGUUAAACCUGAGACCAAAUGGUCUCAAUUAUGAUCAAUUGCAAUGCAGGACACCAUAACCUAUUUCGAUGGCAGGUCAUUCAUCUUACCAACAGGGUCUUAUCCCACAAAUCCCUGGACUGCAUACAGAUAAACUUAUUCUGUCCGGCGGCUGUCUUCCGAUUUGCUCAAUUUAUGAUAAUAUGAUAUGGAUACUAUAUGAUAUGGAUACUAUUCUAUACUCGUGUCUUCUUUGUGCCAGUCCAUCUUCUUUUCUUUUUUCUCUUUCGCUAAUUGUUAUUUUGCCCUGUAUGUGUCGGCCCAGCUUUGGAUAUGUAACUACUAGGCUCGAGACGCAAUACUCUCAACAUGACUCGUCCAUUCCUGUCAAAGGAAGACCGCCCUGUUGCGACGAGAUUUCCAAACGUUCCGAAACAUCAAAAUGGCUCUCUUGGAAACUUCGUUUGCCCGGUUCUCUUUUAGAGGUUUUAGGGGAGGAAGACCCGAUUGUAUGGGUUCACGAACGCCCGACAUUGUCGCCUGCUUAGCGGGAUGCACGCUCAAAAGGUUCCGGCCGUGACUAAAUGGCGGGUCCCUGUCUGUUUGAUGCUAAACUAGGAAUUGCAGCUGUCAAGCCAAUGGAUCGCCCUAGAAACAAGACAAACAUCGUACC